Patiria miniata (bat star) is the source of this 1907-nucleotide messenger RNA. RefSeq lists its product as uncharacterized. The record is from RefSeq and is a predicted model, not a curated record. Bases 551 to 1048 code for a protein of 165 amino acids. NCBI's taxonomy places the organism in Eukaryota, Metazoa, Echinodermata, Asteroidea, Valvatida, Asterinidae. The transcript has 2 exons.
AUUGCCAUUAAUUUACCAGAGACAAACUUAUUUGAACUCCACAGUCACAUAUAAGGACCUUUUCAUAGACUUCCGAUGCGCAGGCUAGGUAUUACCGUGUGGGCUAUAAUUGAAUUUGGAGCGCAUGCUUAGGUUGGCGUCUUGUUUUCAUUGGUUAACUCUCAUACGUCAGUGUUGGCGUGUGCGCGGUUCCUACCACAUGCAGCCUAAGGUAGAUGUGAUCUAGCGUCGCUUUGACCAUUCUCUCUUCCUUAGCCACUUUUGACUUACAUCGCAACAUCCUGGCAUCUGCUGUACAAUACCGACCCAUACCUAAUCAACUUCUUAUUUACCUGUCUUGGCGGAGCGUGAUAAUCAAGGUGAUUUCAUCUCAACUUUCUCGGCCAAAUUCUUGGGACCAAAUUCUGCUCUUGUGAAAUCUAAACAUAAUCUAGUGCAGCCCGCUUGUGAGAGUUUCAUUCCGAGCUGUGACGGCCACCACAUCGCUGUAUUUCUGACUUUUUAGCGAGUGCCCAGACAUCAAUCGAAAGAUUCUCCUCGAAAGGUCACGAUGUGUAGUUGGCUUAGUGUUGCCAUAGCAACAGUGACGUGCCUUUCGAUUUCGCCAAUCGCGUGCCUGCCUCUUCAUGACGUAGCCGACGGCAGCGAAAGGCGGGAACUACUACACACGUGGUUGGAGCCCUCCGACGUCAUGACGAAUCCAGGUCCCAAGGAGUUUGCCCAGUCAGCCAAGUCGCUGUUGCUGGCUAAGCCGAGGGACUCUGGCUCUGUGCUUGACCUACUGCUGGCACUGCGAGACCCAAACAACGACCCUCGUGAGCUCGGCCACCAAGGCGAGGCUGAAGCCGUCCUGAGUAAACGGGGACAGUCCAAAGUUGACGACUACGGUCAUGGUAUGUUCUGGGGUAAACGAGGCGCUUGGCUGCAACACGACGAAGUCAAGACGGGUAGAGCUGACCAACAAACCAAGAGGGCGCAUGAUGAAUACGGCUUUGGCUUAUUUUUUGGCAAGAGAGAUGAUUCAGAUUACGACGACUUUACUUUGUAAAUAAUCUUGAGAAUAAUGCAACAAAAUGGGGGACAAAAUAUAAAGCCUUCCUGCGUUUCACGGUCCGCGAUGCAAAAAUAAAAUUGAUCUUAAAUCGCUUAAUGGAAGGCUUGAUUUUUUAUUUCACUGAAAUUGCGUUAUAGGGAAGGAACUUGUACUGUCAUUUAACAUGAUGUACUCGUCUUUAGGGAAGUCUCAGACAUUAAUAACGACGCUUUUCUUCAUUCGUUUUUUUUUUAACUUUCGAUGAAUGAGAUUGGGCAGACAAUAAUUAUAUUUUACGGCAUUUUUGAAUUGAUAAUUGCUUUAUUGAACAAUGCAGGAUCGACAAAAGAGGUCAGCUGGAAAUGAAAAUGCUCAGAAAACUGAUUUUGAUGGCUUACAAUGUCAUCAUGAUUAACUUAAAGUAACCUAAAGAAAAAAACAGAGUUCGGAUUUGUUUGACAAAACAGUUUUGACAUUUUUGAUGAUUACAUUCUUAGCGACAUUUUAAUUCACUUAAAAAAUUCUUACAAAGAAGGCCUGUGGUAUAAAAAAUUUCGUCAUUUUUAUUGUCGGCCCAAUAUCAUAGCUCCGCUUACCAUAAACGAAGAACCUUCGCUUAUAUUGCAAACAGAAAAUGUGCUGACGGAACGCGUACUUUAUGGGUUAGCAUCCGUAUCAUCUCUUAGAGCCAAAUCCUCUCUGAGUGGUCCCCGUUUGCUUUUUCUCGGAUUUGCAGCAUUGCUGAUGUUGCUUGUAUCGUGACUUUGGGCGUGGUCCAUGGGAACAUGGCAUAGGCUUAUAUAUGGUUUAUGGCUUCUGAAUCAGCCAUAUGGUUGCGAAGUGCGAUUUCUAAAGGUUACGUAACACUUUAUUU